This is a messenger RNA of Entamoeba dispar SAW760, 975 nucleotides long. Its product is annotated as cysteine proteinase 2 precursor, putative. Bases 1 to 975 code for a protein of 324 amino acids. The transcript has a single exon. NCBI's taxonomy places the organism in Eukaryota, Evosea, Mastigamoebida, Endamoebidae. Gene Ontology annotation, cellular component: lysosome. The record is from RefSeq and is a predicted model, not a curated record. Gene Ontology annotation, molecular function: cysteine-type endopeptidase activity.
AUGUUUUUGUUCCUCGUAUUCCUUUUAUGUGAAAUAAAUGCUAUUUCAUUUAAAGAAUGGAUUAGUGUUCAUAAAAAAUCAUUUAGUCCAAUUGAAUAUUUAAGAAGAAGAGCAGUUUUUAUUGAAAAUACAAAAUAUGUUAAUGAAAUGAACAAGCAAAAUUUAGGAUUUACUUUAUCUAAUGAAGGUCCAUUUGCUGUUCUUACUCGUGAAGAGAGUAUUGCUGUUACACAAGGAUUUCGUAUGGAUAAAUCUGAUCUUGAACAACACAAAACUUUGAAAAGAGAAAUGACUGAAGCUAUUGAUUAUAGAAAUAUUCAAGGAAAAAAUUAUAUGACCCCAGUUAAAGACCAAGAGAAUUGUGGUUCAUGUUAUGCUUUUAGUUCUGUUGCACUAAUGGAAACUGCUGUUUUGUUGGCAUAUGAUGAUCUUAGUCCUAAUACUUACGCACUUUCCACUGCUGAAAUUGUUUCAUGUUGUUAUGAUCCUAAUGGAUGUAGAGGGUGUGAAGGAGGGUCUAUUGGAAGUGCACUAAAAUAUGCACAAGAUAAUGGAAUGCAAACUGAAUCAAGUUUCCCCUAUAAACCAUUUGAACAACGUUGUUUACAAGGUGAAAAAGUUAUGAAAGUUAAAAAAUAUACUCAUAGUGAUACUAAAGGAGAUGAUGAAAAAGUCCGUUCUGAGAUAUUGUCAUAUGGACCUGUUGGAUCAUCGAUGGAUGCCUCACGUUCAUCAUUCCUUUUAUAUCAUGGUGGUAUUUAUAAUGAUAAAAAAUGUCGUUCUGAUAAGCCAACAAUUGCUGUAGUUAUUAUUGGAUAUGGUAUUGAUAAGAGUAAUAAUAAAUAUUUUAUUGUUAGAAAUAAUUGGGGACAAUAUUGGGGAGAACAAGGAUAUUUUAGAAUAUCAUCAGACAACAAUUUAUGUGGAUUAUCUAAUGAUAUCUAUUAUAUAGAGUCUAUAGAAAGACUUAAAUAA